Messenger RNA from Durio zibethinus, 1660 nucleotides. Lineage: Eukaryota; Viridiplantae; Streptophyta; Magnoliopsida; Malvales; Malvaceae. The record is from RefSeq and is a predicted model, not a curated record.
UUUUACUAGCCAAAAACAAACAGAUAAACAAAACUGAAAGACAGACAAAGCAACAAUGGCAAUGUUGGCUACUUUGGGAAGUCCUUCAGUCCUUAGAUUUCACAAACCAGAGCGUCUAAAGACAAGGCCAUCUUCACAACUUCUGAGUUUUGUUACUUCUCAACUUAGUGGCAUCAAAAUCUCCUACAAUCUUCCUGACGUGGCAUUUGUAAAACCCAUAUCCUCACCUUUCACUCCUGCUUUCCAGCCUGUUGCUCGCAGAGUAUGUCCUUUCACUGGAAAGAGGGCAAACAAAGCUAACAAAGUUUCCUUCUCAAACCACAAGACAAAAAAAUUACAGUUUGUCAACCUCCAAUACAAGAAGGUUUGGUGGGAAGCUGGUAAGCGCUACGUAAAACUGCGUUUGUCAACAAAGGCAUUGAAGACCAUAGAGAAGAAUGGACUCGAUACUGUUGCUAAGAAGGCCGGGAUAGAUCUUCGCAAGGAAUGAUAAGUUGCAAAAAUCCAUAUCAUAUGAUGAUGAUUACAAAUUGCGAUUCAGAUAAUUGAGAGAUGUCAUCACCUUCAAACAGCAUCUAUGCAGGUGCAUUCAUCUUUGUAUGUAAUCAACGAAAAGAGGGAAACAUUUUUCUUUCUUCCUUUACAAUUGAUCCAAUAUAACCUAGAAUCUAGUUUCUGUUGAUUCAACUGAGAAAAAAGAAAAAAGAUCUUAUGUUCCUUCUUCUGAUCCUCACUCCAGCAAUUAGUAUACAGUCACCAGAUCUGCACCUGCAUGAGAAGUGAAGGAAUAAUGAAUCCUAGCCGAUAAGCUCACAGAAGAUGACAUGAUUGUAAUAGAAGAAUAACUAAUCAUGAAGAAAAGCAUGGUUCAUCUCUUAUCAUUCAAGAAGCAGUCUGCUGUUUCAGGAUCAAGUCAUCUGCUGAGUAACGAUCGGGAUCAAGUUCUAGCAGCAGGUGCUAGUGUCAUGGGUCAAGACUUAAGUUUCGACUCGCACGGUUUCGGGAUCCAGGCAUUCACCCUUCUGAUGUCUUAGAUCAGUCUGACCGUCACGGUUCACACCCUUGUGAGGUAUUGUCCGUUCUGACCCUCACGGUUCACACCUUUGUGAGGUAUUGUCCGCUCUGACCCCUUUGAUCUCACGGUUUUGUCUUAUAAAAGGUGUCUCACAAGACAGGCGUCUUACAAGACAGAGGUGGUGUGAAUCUUUUUAUAUCCCAGUGACUUUCUUAUUAUGUUCGAUGUGGGAUUCAGGACUCCUCUUUAGGUUCGUGACAUUCUCUCCCAUCCAACCUCGUGACGCCCCCGUCACGGAGACUGACCACUUACUUCACUCGAGGUUGGUUCUAAUACCAACUGUCAUGGGUCGAGACUUAAGCUUCGAUUUUCGUGGCUCCGGGACCCGAGCAUUCACCUUUCCGGCGUCUCAGAUCAGCCUGACCGUCACGGUUCACAUCUUUGUGAGGUAUUAUUUACUCUGACUCCGUCUGACUUCAGAGUUUUGUCUCACAAAAAGCGUCUUACAAGGCAGAGGUGGUGUGAAUCCUUUUAUGCUCCAGUGACCUUCCUGUUAUAUUCGAUGUGGGAUUUACGACUCUUGUUUAAGUCCUUGACACUGUAACUUGAACCUCUUUUAAGAAUAGAAAUUUAUUUUGAUUAAAU